AACAUGGAGAGGGAAAGACUUGUCCAGAGUCAUACAAGAGAAUGACAGCGUAUAUAAGAGGGCUCAAGCCUUCUUCCUCAACCAUGACUUGAACCCUGAUUUUACGCUCCACACUGAUCGAGUCUAUGAAACCCCAGAUGGAAAGUGAGGGGAAAUGAUCCUCCCUCCCAUGAGCCAUCAAAAAAAUGAGACCCUAAGUUGGAUGUAUUCCCCAAGGCUUCCCUCUCAGUCUGGCCUGGCCCAGAGGUGGCCUCAGGAACCAACAUGACCCUCCUGUGUAAGGGGCCCUCUUGGAGUACUGGGUUUCUUCUGCACAAGGAGGGAGAUGAUGAAAUCCUGCACAGCACAGAUAUCAUUCAGGAUGGAGCCCAGUUCUUCUUGCCUCAUGUGACUACCAAGCACUCUGGCAUUUAUACAUGCAGCUACCAGCCCAGCACCAAUGGCAGUCUCUGGAUACAGCACAGUGAUCCUGUGGAGCUAACUGUGAGAGUGCCCAGAAUCAUCCUCAUCAUCACCCUCAGCUUUGUCUCCAUCUUCCUCCUCUGUAUUCCCCUAUUGGCAUUUCUUUGCCAUUCAUCCAACUCUAUGGGAGCCUUUCCAGGAGAGGACCCUAGGAGGUGCUUCUGCUGCCAUUGUCUUUCCCAGACAGUCUCCCCAUCUCAGCACCUUGAGGUCCCCAAAGAAGAAAUCCUAUAUAUAGAAGUGGUCAAUGCGAAACCAAGGGAAAGAAUGGUGACCAUAGCUGAAGACCCCCAAGGAGUGACUUAUACUCAGCUGAACACAAGAACCGUAAAAAAGAAGCAAAGAGACUCCAGGGAGGAACCUAUAGAGUCCAUAUUCUAUGCCACUAUGUCGUUUGACUGAGGGUUUUGGCAUCAUUCAUGAAGAAAUUGUCUCUUUUCUUCUUCUCUCCCUCACCCCUAUUUACCUCUUGCCUUGCAAACCUUCCCAGGUUCCCAUCACUAGAAAGUCAUGAUGACUAUUAGGGAUAUUUACUGGAGUUAUGCAAACACAGUGGACCUUUCUACAACCAGAGAAGCACAGAAGAAUCAUACAGAGUUGGAUGGGGAUCUCUUGCUGAAGAAUGUGGCAGUGACUCAGGUGUAGACCAAUAAAAUUGAGGGAAACA
Messenger RNA from Monodelphis domestica (gray short-tailed opossum), 1129 nucleotides. Its product is annotated as V-set and transmembrane domain-containing protein 1-like. NCBI's taxonomy places the organism in Eukaryota, Metazoa, Chordata, Mammalia, Didelphimorphia, Didelphidae. Gene Ontology annotation, biological process: immune response-regulating signaling pathway. The record is from RefSeq and is a predicted model, not a curated record.